Molecule: messenger RNA, 2199 nt
Organism: Bathycoccus prasinos
Lineage: Eukaryota; Viridiplantae; Chlorophyta; Mamiellophyceae; Mamiellales; Bathycoccaceae
Product: TPR repeat-containing protein
Exons: 1
Coding region: 1-2199 (732 amino acids)
Biological process (GO): protein import into peroxisome matrix, docking
Cellular component (GO): peroxisomal membrane; cytosol
Molecular function (GO): protein binding
Source: RefSeq, a predicted model, not a curated record
AUGUCGGGCAACCCAUCCUCCUCCACCCCCUCGAUGUUCCUCAAAGACUUGCUUCUCACCCCGGACGGGUGCGCCCCGGACGACGACCCGUCUCACUCCUCCGUCUCUCAAAACCCAAUCAUGCGCAUGACCGAUCAAAUCUUAUUCGGCGGCCCUUCGGGAAAAAUGGGAAACGAAUCCGUUCGGGAAAAGCAGAUGCAACGAGACCGAGAGACGGGCGAGACGUUACAGCAGAAGCAACGGUGGACGGCAGAUCAGGAGAGGCAGAGACGAAUGAACAAUAUGAGUGGUGGACGGCAGCAGCAGAGAGCGCGGUCGGACGUGAUGGCGAGGCAAGUCGCGCCGGCUAUGGAGAGAGAGUACGAGAGGCAAUUAGUGCAACAACAACAGCAACAACAAAGUAUGGACCAAGCGUGGCGACGGGAACAAGAAAUGAUGGCAGAGCAACGUCAGAGAGACGCGAUGAUGAUGAGAGAAAGAAACGAAGUUGGUUUGAUGACGCCAGCGCCGAUGAUGGAGAUGCAAAUGCGACAGCAACAACAACGACAGGAUUGGGGCGGGGAGUUUGCGCGCGAGCGAGAACAACAACAACAACAACAACAACAACAACAAAGAAUGAUGAUGGGGAAUAACGGUGGCGAAUGGGCGAACGAGUUCGCUCAGAGGCAAAUGCAACAAAAUGGGCAGAUGGUUAACGGUGCAAGCGCUCGGUGGGUGAACGAGUUCGAGCAGAUGCGUGGUGCGGAGCACGCGAGGUGGGCGAAUGAGUUUACGCAGCAAAGGAACGGCUAUAAUCCGCCGCAGCAAUGGGCAAACGAGUUCGCACAGCAACAACAGCAUCAACAACAGCAUCAACAACAGCAACAGCAUCGAGGAGAAACGAGAGUGGACGCGGAGACGAGAAUGCACAGCGCGGAGUUGGCGAGAACGCUCGCGCAAGAUCCGAAAUUUGUAAAUUCGUCCUUCGUGAAGCUUAUGCAAAAUAUCGGCUCGGGACAAGUUGCCGUUCGCGAUAACGAUUUAAGAACCGUCAACGGUGAGCGUCAAGUGAACGUGGAAAGCGAGGAUUGGGCAAAGGAGUUUCAAAGUGCAAAUAUUAGUGGCGGCGAGCGAUGGGCGAACGAGUUUCAAUCAACGUUGCGUCAGCAGCAAGCAAAACAUCAACAAACAAAUUCGGCGCAAGCCGCGGAGAAUUGGGCGAACGAAUUUUCGAGUUUACCGGAACAAUGGGCGAAUGAAUUCACGCAAACGCACCCGCAAUACGCAAAUCAAUUCGAUUCCGCGUGGAACGAGAGCGCGGCGCAAGUGAUGAACAAUGAAAAAAAUAAUGCGUACGUGUUUACGCAUCCGAACCCCUACGACGGGAAUGUGAACGCGCUUCAAAUCGGGAAGGAUCUCGUCAAGAGUGGUGUUUUAUCCGAGGCAACGUUAGCAUUGGAAGCCGCAGUGAAGCAACCAGAGACGCAACAGAGCUCAACCACAGAAGCGUGGCGAUUGCUCGGCGAAGCGCACGCCGAAAACGAUGACGACGUUCGCGCCAUCGCGGCAAUGCGAGAAGCGCACAGACUCGACCCUCUCGACGCCGAAGUUGCUUUACAACUCGCCGUCAGUCACACGAACGAGCUCGAGAAAACAGAGGCUAUUCAACACGCCGUUUCGUGGCUUCGUCAACAACAGGGCGUGUCGCAUUUGGUAGAAAGUAAAAAUAUUAUGGAUGAAAACGAAGCCCGCGACGCGUUCCGAGAAGCGUCCAGAUUACAACCGCAAAAUGCAAACAUUCACGCCGUGGUUGGCGUGUUAGCACACUUGACGAGAGACUACGAUGAAGCCGUGCGGGCAUUUGAAACAGCCGCACGUUUGAAUCCGCAAGACCAUCGUUUACAUAACAAAAUUGGCGCCACCAAAGCCAACGCGGCGAAAAGUUCCGAGGCAAUCUCCUCUUAUCGAAGCGCGCUCGAUUUGAAACCGAACUAUACUCGCGCGUGGACGAAUAUGGGGAUUGGAUUUGCGAACCAAGGACGAUAUGAGGCCUCUGUGGCGUAUUAUUUGAGAGCGUUAGAGCUAAACCCAAACGCUGAGAACGCGUGGGGAUACUUGAGAAUAAGUUUAGGAUGUACUGGACGAAUUGAUCUUAUGCCGCUCGUGGACGAGAAGAACGUCCGAGCUUUGGCGAGAGAAUUUCCGGUCGGUACGGCAUGA